Pseudogymnoascus verrucosus is the source of this 1475-nucleotide messenger RNA. RefSeq lists its product as uncharacterized. The record is from RefSeq and is a predicted model, not a curated record. The transcript has a single exon. Lineage: Eukaryota; Fungi; Ascomycota; Leotiomycetes; Thelebolales; Thelebolaceae. The coding region runs from base 225 to 1460 and encodes 411 amino acids.
GGCAUUCAUUCACCGAAAACCAUAUCGCAUAAGACAGCGGCCCGCCCGGUGAUCUACAGUCCACAAAUGCUUGUACAACCCCACAAUUGACCCUGCGUUAGAUUCGCACAUUUAUAUUAAAGGUUUCUCAACGAAUAGAUAUAAAAUGGCUGCGAAGUCGCCCAAAGUUCAUAGAAGUCAUUCUUACUAUUCUCUCAUAUUUUGGCAUCUUUUUGAUUUCGACAAUGAUGCUCACAUCCCUCCGUAGCUGCGGCAGCGCAGUGGCUCUUAUGUUCUGUCUUCAUGUACAUUUAGUACUUGGAGCUACUAUGAAGGUUACUAGCUUCGAUGGCCCUGUCACCAAGGAGGAGCUUGAUUCUUUCAGCACCUAUAUUGCUACGUUGCAGCCCGCGAAGGACAACGUCGGCAAUAACUGGGCACAAGGCCACAGCGGAGAAGAGACAAAGGCCAUGGGUGUUGUCUAUCAGAUAUCUGGCCAACAGCCCGUUCUCGAUAAGAUGCUUAGUUAUUGCGAUGCAGUGUUAUCCGAGAGAAACGACAUAGCUGCGAAACCUGUUGGGCAGCACAAGAUUUGGACGGGGGAUAUUGCGCCAGUUUGGCCCAACGAUCCAUCCACGAAAGUUAUCAUCACGGGUGGCGAGCAAGGCGAUCCGGUGGGCCAUUUAGCAAGCUGUGCGAAUCUCAUACUUGGGACUAAAGCACUUUACAACCAGGCUGUUACAAUUGGCGACAAGAAUCACUAUGGCAAGACAUACCUUGAGCGAGCCAAAACAUAUCUUACUCAGGCCGAUAAAGUAAUGUCUGGACAUAUCCUCUCUCGACUACUCGACCUCUCCAAUGGCAAUAAAAUGUAUUUCGCCAAAGAUUCUCCCUACAAGGGAGGUCAAGCCGUCCCUUGGAACCAACAGAUGAUGUUCAACUAUGCCUUCCAGAAUCUCGUUGCAGCCCACACCAUUUUGGGCGAUAACCCCGCGUUGGUAUCUAAAUACAAGAAUAUUAUGACUGCAAAUCUGAAAUGGUUUUUUACUGGUGGUGGAUCAACAAUCAAGAAAAGCAAGAAGGGGAACCCGAUUUACGUCUGGAACUAUGCAAUGGACCAGAAUAACGUGGAGGAUUCUAAUCACGCGUCUCUGGAUAUCAAUGGCUUCUAUCGAGCCUAUGUUGACGGUAACUGGGCGAUUACGGCAGAGCAAAUGAAACCAUUUGCUAAUGUGUUGAUCGAUGUAAUGACACUCGGGAACAGCCAGUAUGCAGGUACAACGGAUGGUAAAUGCGCAAGUGGAAACGGCAUAUGCACCAAUUACAUUCGCAGCGGAUUCUUGCUGGUCAGCGAGUUUCGCCCGGAUCAGUACAAGGCAAUUAUGGGAGCGGAUUUCAAGGAAGGAGGCACAGUAGGCAAGGUCGAUUUAUUUUCCCGGUUUUUGUUGGUGAAACAUAGGAGAGCUACCGCAAAACUUUAAACACUAUCAUUCGAG